AAAACCUGAUCAUAACUUAGUUGAAACCAAAACAAAGCAUUGGAGAAGAAGAAUUCUUCCAAAAACAUAUAUUUCUAAUUUUAGGGUUACUAGGCUAGCAUGGAUAUUGAGAAAGUGUUCCACAUGGUAGGAGGAAAUGGAGAGACAAGUUAUGCCGCAAAUUCAUCACUCCAGAAAAGGGCUUUGGAUAUGGUGAAGCACAUAGCAACAGAAUCCAUUGUGGACCUUUAUCUCGCAACAACUCCACAAAAAAUGGCAAUAGCAGACCUCGGUUGCUCCUCGGGACCCAAUACAUUAUCGGUGAUCGGUGAUAUCAUUGAUGCCAUCGACAGAGCACGUCGUCGUAAUUUCAUGGUUACAACAACCAACAGGACCACAGAAAUCCAAGUGUUCCUCAACGAUCUUCCGUCCAACGAUUUCAAUUCCAUCUUCUUGGCAUGGCCAGAUUUCUGCAAGGAGAAGCUCAUCAGUAGUGGUAGUAGUAAAUGUAAUGGACGAAACGAUAGAUCCCACCCGCCAUUUGUUAGCAUAGCAGGAGUUCCCGGUUCUUUCUACGGCAGACUUUUUCCCAGCGAUACCUUGCAUUUCAUUCAUUCCUCCUUCAGUUUGCAUUGGCUCUCUAGGGUCCCUCCAGCAAUUUACGACCAAGAAGGCAAGUCUAUUAAUAAAGGCAAAAUAUACAUAUCGGAAGCCAGCCCUCCAUUGGUAUCAGAAGCCUACUUGAUGCAAUUUCAGGAGGACUUCUCUUUGUUCCUCCGAUCAAGAUCUCUGGAGCUCAAAUCUGGAGGACGCAUGGUGUUGACCUUGUUGGGAAGGACUGGCCCACAUCAUACUCAUAGUGCUAAUUCUUUGCUCUGGGAGCUUCUCUCCCGUUCCUUUGCCAUCUUAGUUUCUCAGGGUGACAUCGAUGAGGAAAAACUAAACUCCUAUGAGAUACACUUCUAUGCGCCUUCCAAAGAAGAGAUAGAUGAUGAAGUGAGGAAAGAGGGUUCCUUUGCAAUUGAUCGAUUGGAGCUGUUCGAAAUAGAAAGCAACAUGAACAAGAGCAAGAGUAAUGGGUCAACAGCAACUUAUGGAACCACAGUGGCAACGAGUGUCAGAGCUAUUCAGGAAUCAUUGAUCCGCCACCACUUCGGAGAACAUAUCGUCGAUGAUUUGUUUGGAAUCUAUGGGAAAUUAAUUGACGAGGAAACAGCAAAAGGAGAGAUCAGGCCCAUCUCGUUUAUUGUAGCUUUGAGAAAGAAGGUUUGAGAAUAUUGAUAGAUGAAGAAUUUAACUGAGCUAUGACUUAC
Molecule: messenger RNA, 1292 nt
Organism: Telopea speciosissima
Lineage: Eukaryota; Viridiplantae; Streptophyta; Magnoliopsida; Proteales; Proteaceae
Product: probable methyltransferase TCM_000336
Exons: 4
Coding region: 100-1251 (383 amino acids)
Biological process (GO): methylation
Molecular function (GO): S-adenosylmethionine-dependent methyltransferase activity
Source: RefSeq, a predicted model, not a curated record